Lecanosticta acicola is the source of this 1179-nucleotide messenger RNA. The record is from the annotation of a GenBank genome assembly. NCBI's taxonomy places the organism in Eukaryota, Fungi, Ascomycota, Dothideomycetes, Mycosphaerellales, Mycosphaerellaceae.
AUGCCACCAAAGGACAGCAAGGUACGUCAGCUUCAAGCUGUAGCUUCAAAAAAAAACCACUGACUUUCCUCGCAAGGCCAAGCCCAACGGCAAGGUUGAGAAGACGGAGAAGAAGCCGCCCGUCACUCCCGAGAAGCCGAAGGGCAAAGUGAAGGCUGAGCAGUCGCCUGCAAAGAAGGCGACCCCAAAGGCCACCCCACGCAAGUCGCAACCUCGGUCUGUCGAGUUCAAGUCUCUUGCGACUGAUCAAGGCGGGACGAUUCCGGUCGAUGUUGGCAUCGAGGGCGUAAGCGGCCAAGCCAUUCAGAACAAAUUCGGCACUUUCGGCCAGCUAGUCAACCUCCAAGCGCCGGACAAAUUCAACGUCGUCAAGACGGUUCGUCGUCACCUCUCUCUGUUUGCAAACCAAAGAUUCCUGACAUGUGCAGUAGGUUCUUCUCGACGACGGUCCAUAUCAGGGCUACCAAGCCAUCAUCAUCAAGCCGGCUCAGCCCUUCCGCUUCCUUGAGCUUGACAAGGAGAUCCGUGCUCGCGUGUACAAAGAGUACUUCGCCUGCAAGGGCAUCAUCAACGAGCCCAUCGUCCUCGAUGGCAAGCGCAGCACGAACAAGGAGGCAUACGCCAAGUCCUACGCCGACGGCAACAAGAACCGCGUCGCUCUUCUGGCCGUUUGCAAAGAGGUGCGCCUGUCCCGCAAAGCAACAAUACUCGCAUACCUAUGGCAUGACUGACACAAACUCGCAGAUCAAGUCUGAGGCCACGGAGAUCCUCUACACCCAGACCCUGAAGUUCGACUCCACCGCCACGCUCAUGGACUUCCUCUCCUCCCUCGAGACCGAGCAGCGCGCUCGCCUCCAGGACAUCGAGAUCCGGAACUUCAACAGAGCCACGGCGCGCAACACGCUCAACCUGCUCGCGGAAGCGACCAACCUCAAGCGCGUGCACUUCGACUUCGGCGUCAGCACCGAGACGGACCCGGGCAAGGCAGCCAAGGCCUUCCACGCCGAGACCUACAAAUUCUUCAAAGUCCUCGGCGCUUCCAAGGAGGGGGGUCCGACCGCCGUCGUCGAGAUUCUGAAUUUCACCAAGAGCGCCUUCGCGCCAAAAGAGGGAAAGAACACCUGGACCGAAGAGAUGGUCGAGGAGUUCAAGGAGGCUCUGAAGAGCAAGGUCAAGUAA